AUGCCUCCUAAGGGGAAGAAGGGUAAGAAAGCCCAGGACGACUGGGAAGCGGACCUCGGCGAGUCCGUUGGGUCCACUGCGCCUGAAGCUCAAGCUACAAAAGAUGAGAUACCCGUUGGAGACGACGCUUUCUCUGGUGGUCUUAUGGGUCAGAUGAUGCGCAAGGGAAAGAAGGGCAAAAAAAACAAGCCUCAGCAAGAAAUCGUUGAGGGCGAGGACUCGACAGCAGAUGACGCCAAGGGCCUCGGGUUGGCUGCGAAAACACCAGUGGAGGUGAAUCCAGACGAGGAUGAUGUGUGGUCAGUUCCGGUGAAGAAACCGCAGCAAGAUAAGAAGCCUCAGGUACCAGACGAGGAUGAAGAUGAGGGCGAUGGCACAGGCAGAGUAAAGACCAAGAAGGAGAAGGAGAAGGAGAAGAAAGAGCGUGAAAAACAGCGGAAAAAAGAACAGGCUGCAGCGAAGAAGAAGAGCACACCGGCUCCCGCCGCGAAACCUGAGACAGCGAAACUAGCUCAAGAAGCCAAGAAAGAACCCGCCCCUGCAAGCAAAGAAACCUCUGCUGCCGCCGGUGGUAAAAAGAAGAAGGUGCCAGCAGCUCUCGCAGCUCUACAAAAGCAACAGGAAGAGCUUAGACUUAGGCAAGAGGAGGAAGCUCGCUUAGCUGCCGAAGAGAAGGAGCGCUUAGAACAGCUCGACCGAGAAGCUGAGGAGGAAGCAAAACGGAAGGAAGAAGCGAAGCAAGCCAAGAAGCUAAAGGAGAAGCAAAAGAUUGAGCAAUUGAAGAAAGAGGGCAAAUACAUGACUAAGGCUCAAAAGGAGGCACAGGCCAAAGCUGAACUGCGUCUCAAGCAAUUAGUGGAAAGUGGAAAUGUCAAAGUCGCAGGUCUCGGAGAAGAGGGCACAGACGGAGCAGAUCAAAAGAAGAAGCCCACCUACGAUAGAAAGAGGAAAGGCAAGAAGGGAAUCGAGGACAAGAAAGACGCACAGGCUGAGGAAGAAGAUGCUCGGAAGAAGAUGGAGGAGCUUCGACUCAAGGACGAAGGUGACAAAGCUGCAGCAGAGAAAGCAGCCAAAGAAGCGGUCGAGACAGAGAAAGCAGAAGCCAGUGACGACCAGGGAGAUUGGGAAGACGAAGCUGAGAAAGACGGUAUCAAGGACAGCUGGGAUGCUGACUCUGAAGAAGAGAUUGAGCAGCCAGUAGCGAAUGCAGCUACUACCACCAACGGCAAAUCAGCACUGCCCAGCUCGCAGAGUACAGUGGAGGCCUCAGAUUCCGAAGAAAACUCUGAAGAAGAUUCUGAAGAUGACAGUGAUCCUGAAGAAGAAGCCCAGACGAGUGCCGCAAAGCGUGCGGAGGCUGCUCGCAAGGCCGCUGCCGUCGAGCGAAGACAGAAAGCACGCGAAGAAGCUCUGGCAGCACGUUCAAAAGAGGACCUCCGCUCUCCUAUCUGCUGUAUCCUGGGACAUGUCGAUACUGGUAAGACCAAGCUUUUGGACAAAAUUCGACAAACCAACGUCCAAGAGGGCGAAGCUGGCGGUAUUACACAACAGAUAGGUGCUACAUACUUCCCAGCCGAAGCCUUGAAGAAAAAGACACAAGUUGUCAAUAAAGACAAUACAUUCGAUUUCAGGGUUCCUGGUCUUUUGGUCAUUGACACACCUGGUCACGAGUCUUUUACCAACUUGCGUACCAGAGGGUCUUCUCUCUGCAACAUGGCUAUUCUGGUUAUCGACAUUAUGCACGGUCUCGAGCCACAAACCAUCGAAUCUUUAAACCUCUUGAAAGCUCGCCGAACGCCUUUCAUUGUCGCCCUCAAUAAGAUAGACAGACUCUACGGCUGGAACAAGACGGCUGACAAUGGCUUCCAAGACAGCCUGAGCAAGCAGAAGAAGGAUGUCAAGGCCGAGUUUGCCGAUCGUCUUAACAAGGCUAAGAUUGCUCUUGCUGAACAGGGCCUCAACUCUGAACUCUUCUACGAGAAUAAGUCGCUAUCGAAGUUUGUCUCUAUCGUCCCUACAUCCGCCCAUACUGGUGAAGGUAUUCCAGAUCUACUCAAGCUACUUAUCACUCUUACGCAGGACCGCCUUACCAGCAGCCUAAUGUAUCUCUCUGAGGUUGAGUGCACUGUUUUAGAAGUGAAAGUUAUUGAAGGCCUCGGUACUACUAUCGAUGUUGUUCUUUCCAAUGGUAUUCUGCGGGAAGGUGACCGCAUUGUGCUUUGUGGUAAAGACGCGCCUAUAGCAACGAAUAUUCGAGCCCUGUUGACACCUGCUGAAAUGAAGGAGCUACGAAUAAAAUCGCAAUACGUGCACAACAAAGAGAUCAAGGCUGCCAUGGGUAUCAAAAUUGCUGCCGAUGGACUCGAUGGUGCGAUUGCCGGUUCUCGUCUCCUUGUCGUGGGCCCCGACGACGAUGAAGAUGACCUUAUGGAUGAUGUUUUAGAAGAUCUACGCGGUCUCUCAAAUAACAUUGCCAAGAACAAGCAAGGUGUCUCUGUGCAAGCGUCUACACUUGGAUCCCUCGAGGCUCUACUCGAGUAUCUCCGCGUUGAAAAAGUGCCCGUAGCCAACAUCUCCAUUGGCCCCAUCUUCAAGCGUGAUGUUCUCCCGGCCACAAUUAUGCUGGAAAAGGCGCCCGAAUACGCCAUGAUACUCGCUUUCGAUGUGAAGGUCGACAAGGAAGCACAAGAGUUUGCUGACAAGUAUAAUAUCAAGAUCUUCACAGCUGACAUCAUCUACCAUCUGUUCGACAAUUUCAAGAAGCAUAUGGAUCAGUUUAGGGAAAAGAAGAAGGAAGAAUCGAAGCUACAUGCUGUCUUUCCAUGCAAGUUGAAACCGAUUGCCGUUUUCAACAAAAACAAUCCGAUCGUUAUAGGUGUGGAUGUUGAAUUAGGUAGUUUGCGUCUGCUGACGCCUGUGUCAAUCGUCAAGAUUGAUCCAGCAACCAAAAAAAAGCAAAUCAUUCCAUUGGGUAGGGUCACGUCCAUCCAGCGCGAGCACAAAGACAUUCCCAUCGCCCUUAAGGGAUCUCCAUCCGUUGCCGUCAAGAUCGAAGGACCCAAUCAGCCUAUGUACGGUCGACAUAUCGAGGAGACGGACCCGGUGUACAGUUCCAUUAGUCGGCUGAGUAUCGACACGCUCAAGGAGUUCUACCGCGAUGAGGUCAAGAAGGAAGAAUGGGCUCUACUAAGAGAUUUCAAGCCGCUUUUCGAUAUCUCGUGA
Messenger RNA from Pseudovirgaria hyperparasitica, 3222 nucleotides. RefSeq lists its product as uncharacterized. The coding region runs from base 1 to 3222 and encodes 1073 amino acids. Gene Ontology annotation, molecular function: GTPase activity; GTP binding; translation initiation factor activity. NCBI's taxonomy places the organism in Eukaryota, Fungi, Ascomycota, Dothideomycetes, Acrospermales, Acrospermaceae. The record is from RefSeq and is a predicted model, not a curated record. The transcript is spliced from 3 exons.